GAAAGAAAAAAAAAAGAAAAGAAAAAACUGUUCAGGCUUCAUUGAGCAGACAGGAGGAGCAAACGAUUGCUCACGAACUCGACGAGCAUUGGAAGGGGGGCUGUCAUGAGGUUUCGAACAAGAAACAAGAGCGUACCUACCAGUCUAGAACAAGAUUUCAUUCUCCGUUGAUUCCACAGCAUUUGGCACAAAACUAUUUUUGCGAGAGCGAUCGAAUGUCGCCAAUAAGCUCGAUAAUCAUUGCAACCUAGAGUCAGGUCUAAGAUAAGUGAAGGAGGCGGGGAUUUAAAGGAACUAAAGAGCAUCUUCAGUAUCAUAUUUGAGUAUGUUCUGAAUAUCCCCAGGUGUUAAAAAAAGUGCUCUUGGAGUUCCUCUUUUUCUCUGGUCAUCUUACAAGUGGUCAUUGGGUAUAAUUGUUAGAGAGAAUGAUAAAACUAGCAUGACGGAAAUAAAUUUUCCCAUGAUAACUGUAAUAUUUUCGAAUGGAAAAAAUUGGGAUAGAAAAUUGAAAGUGAAUUUAUAAGAGGAUCUCUUCAUAGGACAUGAGCAUGUGCAAAUCGUCGGGAACUGUAUCUCCUGAAUGGGAUAUUAAUGACAAUAAUAUUCCAAAGGUGACAAGUUAUGAUUCUUUUCAAGAAUGGUCUGAUGGUCAUUGCCGAUAUGUAUAUAGGCCUGAUUGUGAGGAAGCGAGAAGGCACGGUUCUGGGUGGGCCAUGCGCAAUACCAACAACCAUAAUGUACACAUUUUAAAAAAGUCAUGUCUCGGUGUGCUGGUGUGCAGUGCACGAUGUACUCUUGAUUCCGGCGAAAAAGUACAUUUGAGACCAGCUAUAUGUGAUAAAGCACGGAAAAAGCAACAAGGAAAACCUUGUCCGAAUCGUAAAUGCUCCGGCAGAUUAGAAGUUCUUGCAUGCAGAGGACACUGUGGUUACCCGGUUACUCACUUUUGGCGACAUACGGAACAUGCGAUCUUUUUCCAAGCCAAAGGCAGCCACGAUCAUCCUAAACCAGAGCCUAAGGCCACGGCAGAGGCUCGCCGCACCUUACAUUCACCCCUCCAAAUGCAUAGGAGGACAAAAAAUAUUCAAGAUGCUAUUAGUUUAGAAUUACAUAUACCAAUGAAAGAGAAUAAAAGACCAGAUAUGCAUCCAGCUUGGAGGCGAAAUAGUUCUUCUUAUGAAAGUAACAAACUAGCUAGACUUGAUCAUCAACUUCAAAUUUCUAAGAAGAAUGGUGAUACCCAAUGUUCCUGUCCUCCCUUCGAAUGUCUGUGUUCCAAAAACUACACUGUGGGCUGUCGCUCUUUUGCAGCUGUAAGCAAAGACGAACCAUCUUCUUAUAGUGAUUUGAUGGUAACUAAUUUAGAGAGUAUGCCAACCGAAUGCUCUGUGUUUCAAGCCAUUGACAAGGUGCUAGAGGACGUGGCCUGCUCUUACGGCCAUUCGACAUCCUACAGACUCGCUGCUAAAGUUGCAUCUGAUUUUGAUCAAGCUUAUUAUAGUUCCUUCGGUGAUGGUUAUGAUACAGAAAUGGACAGAAUUAACCAAAGUUUUUACUCUUCUUGUGAUCCCUAUCGAGGUCAUCCUACAACUAAACACAAUAGUCACACUAUGGACACUCACGUGCUUCUACCGCCACCUCCCCUGCUUCACCAUUCCGUUGCCAGUGAUGACUUAUCAACCAGCUUUUCAGACGAAUGCCCCUUAACGCCUAUUCACCAUUCGUCACCCAGAAGUACAGACGCGUUCUCAACAUUUCCAGAAAUAGAAGAUGUCAUACAUCCUUCUGAUAUUCUAGUCUUAGACCAGCCCUUGAGAAAACCAGGGACGUGGUCAGAGAGUGAACAGGAUCAUCACAUACAGACUUAUCAGGAUAAUUAUAGCCAUUCAAAUCAUGCAAGUGAAGCGAUGAAAGAUGAUUAUGUGGUCACCUCUUUAGACGACCCAGAUGUGUCUCAGAGAUUCUUCGCUGCCAUUGACAAUCUGUUAUUGCAAGAUUAUGGAAAUGGCGAUAAUUUUGCUAGUCCGCCGGAUGAAAUCAGGGAUUCAGAAAAAGAAGGUCAUUUGAAUACAAACUGGGAGACAGCCAAUGCGAUUUCCUCUUUCUUUAGUCACACUCAACAGCAUGGUAUCAAUGAUCUCACUUAUCCCACAAAUGUGAUUGUGCCUAACUCAAAAGAAGACCACUAUCUUGAUCAAAGUCAGCACCAAGAUAUCAAGAUAGUGCCCAACAAUUACACCUCCGUUUUUCCGAUGCAAAUUUCUGCCAGUCUCUGUGAGAGGCCAAUGGACAUGGAUAUUGCAGAAUCAGAGCUUAUUAUUCCCCACAGGACUACAGCCCAACAUGUGCCUUACUGACGCUUCGGACAGAAAGGUUGAAGCUAUUAGUUGAAUUUUCGUUUGAGCUCUGCACGUUUGUGUUUUAUAUAGUAAGCACUAUAAUUUGUCGCAUGGUGUAAUUGUGGAAGUACUUAAAUUUGGUGCUCGGAUCGGAUGUAAUGUACUGAGGAAAAAAAAAUCAUGUUUUAAAAAGUGUGGUUUUGAAAGUUCUAACGGCAUUGUUUUUACAAUUUGUGUUCAAAAUCUUUCACGAAUGAAUUUUCAUUUGCACAAAACUUCUCGAAUACAAAAUAUGGACAUUAAAUUCCUGGUAGUGUUCUGUUUACUCGAAAAUUUUGACCAUAUUCUUCAAGAAAGGAUAUAUCGUUGUUUACGAAAGAUUUUAUGCGCAAUAAAUUUUAUAUCAACGAUUUUUUUUAAGUUGCCAGAUUAGGAUUUUGCCAAUUUGCCUUCAAAUUUUCUUUUGGAAUAGUCUAGUCUCGAAAUCAUGCUUUUAGGUGGUUUUAUGAGAUAUUUUGUAUUGAAAUAGAGAGCUGACGAUACAUAAAGUAAAGAGAAAAACAGUAACUAAAAGUUAUUGAAUCUUAAAAUAAUGGUACUGAUUAUGAAAAUAAACCUUUCAAGUUUCAUAGGAAUUAAAGUUUCAUCAAGUUUCAUAAGAUUUUAUUUAUGAUAGUCACCAAACAUGGUAUUAAACAUAAUGUAAGUUUCAUGGUGUUGCAUAUUUUUUAAUGUUCCUUAAUUUAGAAAGCACCACUCAACUGGGAUUUAUCAAAAUUUGAAACAGAAUGGUAAAUUAAAACUGAUCGAUUUUUGAUUUUACAAAGCAAUUCUUUAAGAGGGAGGGGAAAAUUUUAACAAUCUACGUCUAAUAUCAAUAAUUUAUUCAAUUUAAUUUUUGCAUUUUUUUAUGAACUUAAUGUAUGUGAUGAUGAAAGAGACAUUAUUUUAUAUGAAUGUCUUAUAUGUUAAUUACCUUAACAUUAUUUUACAUGUUAAUUACCUUAAGUACUACACGGGCAGCAAAAUCCAUAAUCCACAAUUUUGGAUAUUUCACUAAAAGCUCUGUAGAUAAAAAAAUUACCUACAUAAAGAAAAUUUUUGAUCAAUAAAAGUACGUUGAUCUCUUCAAAAACUAAACUGAAAAUCAAUUCGACCAUGACGCUUGCCACCAAUAAUAUUGUCGGUAAAAAAUAUUUAAUUCAAUAUUAGUGAUGUAACUUUCAAUGACAAAACAACAAUUUCAAAUACCUUUUCUUGGUCUUACAAAACAGUAAUAAAUAUUUUGUCGCUAAAUUUUUUGAAGUAGACCAGAAAAAACCCAAGACUCUAAAAAAGGUUACAUUUUAUGGUAGUAUUUGCUUUCAUAAAAUAAAUUAUAAAUCUCUACCUAAGUAAUCACGAAAGAGAUUUUUUUUCUUCUAUUUAAUCAUUCUUUUAUAUCAAAAUGGUGCUAUGUAUGUUUUUAAAAUACACCGUAAAAAUCCAUAACGGUUGCCUUUUUUAUUGCUGAGUUUUUCAUCUACACGGGAAAACUUUAAGAUUAUUCUAAAUAUUUACGUGGAUUUAAACUUUUAUUAAAGAAAACUUUUCCCUGCUGUUAGUUCUGUUGCAUAUUGUUUUAAUUCUUUUCAGUA
Messenger RNA from Parasteatoda tepidariorum (common house spider), 3976 nucleotides. RefSeq lists its product as uncharacterized. NCBI's taxonomy places the organism in Eukaryota, Metazoa, Arthropoda, Arachnida, Araneae, Theridiidae. Gene Ontology annotation, cellular component: nucleus. The record is from RefSeq and is a predicted model, not a curated record. Gene Ontology annotation, molecular function: RNA polymerase II cis-regulatory region sequence-specific DNA binding; DNA-binding transcription activator activity, RNA polymerase II-specific. Gene Ontology annotation, biological process: regulation of transcription by RNA polymerase II; gliogenesis.